This is a messenger RNA of Salpingoeca rosetta, 2232 nucleotides long. RefSeq lists its product as uncharacterized. The transcript is spliced from 2 exons. Bases 1 to 2232 code for a protein of 743 amino acids. NCBI's taxonomy places the organism in Eukaryota, Choanoflagellata, Craspedida, Salpingoecidae. The record is from RefSeq and is a predicted model, not a curated record.
AUGCCCGGCAAAGAAGCAAGAAUGGCCGACACCAGCAGCAAGCAUCGCAAGCGUCGUGUGAGCGACAAGUCCUCUGACGAAGACACCGACGGAGAAUUUGAAGACGAGAACGGCGCCACCCAGAUCAACAUGGACCAGCAGCAGCAGCAGCAGCAGGAGGCUGGCGGGGAUGCCAACGUCGUGGAGCUGGAGCACGAGGUGGACCUCGCCAGUGGCAGCAAGAUCACGCACGUGACUGUGUUCCAGGAUCGCGCAGAGGUCACCCGCGAGAUCCCGCUCAGUUUCGGAGCGCCACUCACCGCCAGCGAUGGCACACGCGAGAAAAACGUGCGCCACCUCUUUCACCUGCGCGGGCUCUCCGCCAAGAUUGGCAACGAGGCGUCUAUCCGCGUCCGCGGCGUCGGCAACUUCACCAUCGUGUCCAUGGCCAGCUUUCACACGCCGGCCCAGACAAAGCUCUCCGAGGAAGAAGAGCGCAAGCUGGAGGAGGCAACCGGGGUCGUCAACACACCCAAGCCCCUGCACUCGGAGACGCAGAGCGAGCAGGCCGCCCGGCAGGAGCGCAUCACCGAAGCCGAGCUCAAGCUGGAGGAGCUGCAGCAGCAGCAACAAGUCUUGGCAGAUUCGCGGCACUUCAUGUCCAGCUACGCCGCAUGCGUGGUGUCGGGCAAGCUGGCGCACGCGGACGGCAGCGAGGCCAUUUCGCAGCUCAUGCUGCCUGACAGCGCGUUUGGCGUUGUUGACACGUGGCAGGAGCGCGCCAGCGCCCUUGUCACCCGCACCACCACCGUGAAGAAGGACGUGCUGGAGGCAGAGGCCGCGCUCAAGGAGCUCAAGGACGAACGCGACCGCCUGCAGGCAGAGCACGACAAGGCGGUGGCGGAGUGGCAGCGCAAGCACGACGAAGCCAAGGCUGUGGUGGAUGGCCUGACAACCCGCCCGCUUGCCGCCCGCCGCGACGCCACUGUGGUCAUCCUCCCAGGCGAUGACGGCGAUGAUGGUGAUAAGCACUGCCUCACAAUGCAGGAAGAUGACGAUGAUGAUGAUGAUGAGGAAGAGAAGGAGGAAGAAGAAGAGCAGCAGCAGCCCAAGCUGAUCCUGUCGUAUGUGGUGUCUGGUGCAGAGUGGCAGCCGUGCUACGACCUGCGGGCCAACCUCGCCACCAACGACAUUGAGCUCCACUACCACGGCAAGGUCAUGCAGAACACAGACGAGGUGUGGAGCAACGUGCACCUCACCCUGUCCACGGCAAAGCCUGCUGUGGGUGGCCAUCCGCCAACACUCAAGUCCGUCAACGUGCACGAGUACCGAGCACCACCGCGUCACAGCAGCGUGUAUCGCGAUACAUUCAGCGCCAACUACUCGCUGGCUGAAGCUGAGAGCGCCGCACCCUCUGCUGUGGGUGGGAUGGCGUCCGCCAUGCGGAGGAAAGUUGGUGGCCGCCGUCGCUCUGCCGCUGCCCCGCCGUCACCAGCGCCUGUGGCAACAGCGAGUGUGUCGCAGGCGUCCACCAGCCUGGCCACGACCUUCACCAUUGCCGGCCGCACGACUGUGACCAACACGAACAAGAGCCAGCGUGUUACGCUGGCCAUCAUCAACCUCAAGUCGCGCAUGCGCUACUACUGCGUGCCGCGCCUGUCCGAGAGCGCGUACCUGCAGGCGUACUGCACCAACAACAGCGCCUACCCGUUCCUUCCCUCUGAUGCAGUCAACGUGUUUGUCAACUCCAACCUCGUCACCACCACCAAGCUCAAACUGGUCGUGCCCGGCGAGUCGUUCUCUGCCUUCCUCGGGGUGGACUCUGGUGUGCGCGUGACAUACAAGCCCGCGCCGCAGACAGACGCGGUUGUGCGAGGCCUGUUCUACGGAACCACCCGCAAGCAAGAGAUGAAGGCGGCGUGCAUCAUCGAGAACCUCAACCCGCGGCCGCAGGUGGUGGUGGUCGCCGACACCCUGCCCACGUCGCAGCACAACAACAUCAAGGUGAAGCUGGUGCAGCCAAGUCCCGACGAGGUGGAGGAGGACGAUAGGCAGCAGGUCGACGACACGAUGUGCGGUGGCGGUCUCACGGAAGCCGUGAGCGCAGCAACCAAGGGCGCGCCAAGUGUGGUGCGCAACAAGUACACGAACAACCUCAUCUGGACGUGUUAUCUGGAGAGCCGCAAGAAGGAGGAGCUCAACCUCGAAUAUGUCAUCGAAUACCCGCAAAGCAUGUCCAUUGAAAUGUCAUGA